GAACAAAUACAAUAUGGCAAAGAAGGGCGCCCCUACACUAUUCAAUCCGCGGCCUAGCCGACCUACUCUACCCAAGAAGGAGACCCCUGUUGCCGAUACACCCUCUCCAGGCUCCUCUUCACAGCCUGCUCUCACUCCUAAUCCCCAGUCCGCGCCCGGUACGCCCAAGAAACCACCGGCCGCCACCGCGUCCCCUGCCACUCGCCCUGCGCCACAGCGCCGGGCUCCCGCGCCCAAGACCGAGGACGAUACGGCUCCCAAGCAGCCGGAUGGGCCGUUCACCGAGUACCGGCUGAUGUCCUCGAAGCUGAACGGGUGGAAGUACGACGUGAUGAAGUUCGAGUCGCGGAAGAAGGUCGAGAUCAACGACUGGGCGAGGCCCGUGAAGCUGAACCGGAAGGACCCCCACCGCAACGACCCCACGAUGCAGCCCGCGCAGCAGGCCCUCGCCCACAUGGUCGGGUCUGACGGAAAGCUGGUCAUAGGGCAGGAUGGGAAGGUGGUCAUGGUCGACGCGCUGGGACGGCCGGUGCGUGAGCCCGUGGAGCAGAAGGAGGACAAGGGGAAGGAUAAGGACAAGAAGCCGAAGAGGUUUCAGAAGAAGACGAGGCAGGUCUUCUUGGUUCCGGAGGCGACGAGGCAACUGCGGCGGGAGGAGAAGUUCCCAUGGGUCAUUGAGGAUGGAAUGCAGAAGGAGACGUGGGUGGGGAAGAUGGAGGACGUGUCGAAGUCGCAGACCUAUGCGAUGUUCAUGCCGGCCGCGAACGACGUCUUCAAGUUCGUGCCCGCGCAUCGGUGGUAUAAGUUCCAGAAGAAACCGAGCCAUCAUAUACCGAACCUGGAGGAGGCAGAGUCGCUGAUGACCAAGCUGCAGAAGCGUAAAGACGCAACGCAGUGGGCAUUGCGGCAAAAGACGGAGCAAGCCGCCGCUAGUGGCUCCUCGCUCGUGCAUAACGCCAGUCAGAGUCUCGGGCCUGGCGGUAAGAAGCUCCGGACAGUCGACAGCGGUCCUGGUGGACUGUUUGGCGACGGCGACGACGACGAUGAGGGCGGCGAUAGCAAGCGCAGGGUUAAACGUGAGCUGGGGGCAGAAGGCUUCCUUGAUGAAUUGGACUUUGAGGAAACGUUUGCCGACGAUGAGGACAAGAUGGAUCACGACGACAAAGAAGACGAAGAGACUAAGGAGCUGGAGGAGCGACUCAAAAGAGAGUACAAGACCGCGAACAAGCUUCGCGAGGGAUUCAUUGACGAGUCGGACGAUGAAGAGGAUGAGUCGAAAUUGACCGGGGCGGGCAAGAAUCUCCAGAAGACGCUGAAGAAGCUGGAGAAGGGCGGCGGGUACGAUGAAUCCGAUGAUGAGAAAAACCCCUACGCCAGUUCGCAGGAGGAGGAGGAAGAGGAGGAAGAACCGCCUCAGGUGCACACCGGGCCUGCUAUCCUACCUCCCGAAUCCAAGCCGGGCGCGCCACUGGGCACACAAACCCCACCUGGUCCCCCGACAGGGGCGAAAGCUAUGGUGAACGGCACGGUACCCGUGAAGACGGAAACACCGUCUCGUGCGACCUCGCCUGUUCCCGGGCACAGUGGUCACUCUAUUGUUGCGAAACGCGCUACCAGUCCGAAGGUGCCCAAGCCAAAAACGGGCAUGCCGAGCCGCGCGGGAAGUCCUCUCGCUAGCCCCACAGGCGCGUCGCCCCCAGCGAGUCGUGCCACGAGCCCAGGACGGGCCGACAGCCCUCCGUCCGGGGUUAACCCGCCCCCGGAAGGAAAACUCCUCAAGCGAAAGGCAGACGACGCCAGUGCCGCUUCCUCGGACGGCCCUCCUCGUCCGAAGAAGCGCAAAGCACCUGGGGAGUUGGAGGACCGGAUGGUGAUAGAAUGGCUGCGAAACACGCCUAACGCGACAACGCGCGAGUGCAUCAUGCACUUUACGCGCUAUCUCACCGACGACGCGAAGAAGGCGAAGUUCACUGCGCUGGUGAAGGAAGUCGCGCAGCUCAGUAACGGUGUGCUCGUCUUGCGCCCGGCGUACCGCGGAGGUAAUGCGGGCGCGCCUUCACCACCAGCGGCCGGUUAA
Molecule: messenger RNA, 2077 nt
Organism: Dichomitus squalens LYAD-421 SS1
Lineage: Eukaryota; Fungi; Basidiomycota; Agaricomycetes; Polyporales; Polyporaceae
Exons: 4
Coding region: 14-2077 (687 amino acids)
Biological process (GO): positive regulation of transcription elongation by RNA polymerase II; transcription initiation at RNA polymerase II promoter
Cellular component (GO): transcription factor TFIIF complex; nucleus
Molecular function (GO): DNA binding; TFIIF-class transcription factor complex binding; RNA polymerase II general transcription initiation factor activity
Source: RefSeq, a predicted model, not a curated record